Messenger RNA from Manihot esculenta (cassava), 1896 nucleotides. RefSeq names its product putative laccase-9. The transcript is spliced from 7 exons. Lineage: Eukaryota; Viridiplantae; Streptophyta; Magnoliopsida; Malpighiales; Euphorbiaceae. Bases 89 to 1801 code for a protein of 570 amino acids. Gene Ontology annotation, molecular function: copper ion binding; hydroquinone:oxygen oxidoreductase activity. Gene Ontology annotation, cellular component: apoplast. Gene Ontology annotation, biological process: lignin catabolic process. The record is from RefSeq and is a predicted model, not a curated record.
UCAACGGAAGCAAUACACCCCCAACUGGAAAGCAAGGCAUAGAAGAAGAGAAAGCUUCAUUACCAUUUAUUCAAGAGGAAAUAAAAAAAUGAAGGCAAUCCCAUGGUUUGUAUUGGUAGCUUAUAUUUGCCUAGCUAGUAGUCUGCAUUUCGGCUUGGUAGAGGCUGCUACCAAAUACUAUACCUUCGUCCUCAAGGAAAGUAAUUUUACAAAGCUGUGCAGCACAAAGAGCAUGUUGACUGUAAAUGAUAGUUUUCCAGGGCCAGAGAUUCAUGUUCACAAGGGAGAUACUGUGUUCGUUAACGUCCAUAACCAAGGAAAAUAUGGUGUCACUAUUCAUUGGCAUGGAGUGAAGCAACCUAGGAAUCCAUGGUCAGAUGGUCCUGAAAACGUUACGCAGUGUCCAAUCCCAGCAGGAACAAACUUCACCCAAGAGAUCAACUUUAGCUCAGAAGAAGGAACUCUAUGGUGGCAUGCCCAUAGUGACUGGUCGAGAGCUACAGUCCAUGGAGCUAUCAUUAUUUACCCUCAAAAUGGAACCACUUAUCCUUAUGUUAAACCUCAUCAUGAAGAAACUAUUGUGCUCGCUUCAUGGUAUAAGGCAGAUGUGAUGGAGGUGAUCACCGAUGCCCUUACGACUGGUGCAGACCCCAACGUCUCUGAUGCCUAUACAAUCAAUGGAGAGCCUGGAGAUUUCUAUGAUUGCUCCAAUGAAACGACAUAUCGUUUGUCAGUCGAAUAUGGCAAGACCUAUCUCCUCCGAAUUAUCAACGCCAUAUUAAACGAAGAAACAUUCUUCGGAAUUGCAGAGCACAACCUCACACUUGUAGGCACAGAUGGCGCAUACGUGAAGCCUGUAACUGUAGACUACAUCGUCAUAGCUCCAGGCCAAACCAUGGACGUCUUGCUCACAGCAAACAAAACUCGUAGCUACUACUACAUUGCUGGCUCACCUUUCGCUGAUUCUAUAGCCCCAUUUGACAACACCACGACUACUGCAAUUCUUGAGUAUAAGGGCAAUUAUACUCCUCCAUCAUCAAUCCCAUUUCCAGUUUUGCCUUUUUAUAAUGAUUCUGAUGCUGCAGCAAUCUUCACAGAUAAGAUUAGAGCUUUGAACAGUGCAGAACAUCCUGUUAAUGUCCCACAAAACAUCAGCAGACAAAUCUACAUGACAGUGUCCACAAACAUUUUGCCUUGUCCCAACAAUUCAUGUUCAGGGAAUUCUAAUGGAGAUAGGUUGUCUGCAAGCCUGAACAACGUCAGCUUUGAUACUCCUUCUAUAUCAAUUCUCGAGGCAUAUUACUGGAACUUGACUAAGGAUGUUUACACUACAGAUUUCCCCGAAAAGCCUCCAAUGUUCUUUGACUUCACUGGAAAUGUGGACAACAUUACGUUGUACACAAGCUUAGGAACCAAGGUGAUAAUGGUAGAUUUUAAUGAAACGAUAGAAAUUGUUUUCCAAGGGACCAAUCUGUCGGCGGCCGAAAAUCAUCCAAUGCAUCUCCACGGUUUCAGCUUCUAUUUGGUUGGAAAGAACACAGGAAAUUUUAACAAUGCCACUGAUCCCUCAACUUACAAUUUGAUUGAUCCGCCAGAAGUUAACACCAUUGGCCUUCCCAAGAAUGGAUGGGCUGCUAUCAGAUUUUACGCAGAUAAUCCUGGGGUGUGGUUUAUGCACUGUCAUUUGGAGCGUCAUGCAAGUUGGGGAAUGGACACUGUGCUAAUAGUGAAGAAUGGGGGCACAGAAGCGACAAGCAUUCGCCGGCCCCCUCCUUAUAUGCCUCCUUGUUCCAAGUCCUAGUUGUGAGAGGUCUUCAUGCCUUGAUCUUCUAUUGUUUAAGUCUGUCGGAAAACUCUUGAAUAAUUAUUUUAUAUAUAUAUAUAAUUUAGUUACCA